CACCACCCGUCACGUGAGGGGGUGGCGGGGGUUGGUGAUUGAGGGUGCGUCAGUCACAACCGAAUUCGUCCCCAUCGUCUUGGAUUGCUUCAGACAACUUCACAGCACACGCCAACUCCAUCAAUGGAGCAACAACUUGGCGCCAAAUUCGAGCAAAUUCUCAACGAACCCACAGACGCCUCCACUUCUUUGCAAGCCCUAUCUCUCGCUCGAUCUCUCAUCCUCAACCCUUCCACCUCCGACUCCACCAUCUCUUCUCUCCUCCAAACCCUAUCACUCUCUCUCCAACCAGACCGCGACCCUCUCUCUCUCCGCCACACUCUCUCUCUCCUCUCCGACCUCGCCGCCCACCGCCGCCACCUUUCUCAGUCCAUCUUUCAAACUGUCCACUCAUUUUCUCUCCUCUGCAACCCUACCUCAACUCGCACCCUCGCCGCUUCUCUCUCCGUUCUCGCCUCAAUCGCUGAAUCAAACCAAACCCUAGCUUCUGACCUCAGUGAGCUUAGCGAGAGUCUAUUUCUCAAACUCUGUUUUUUCCCGAGUGUGUCUGUUCGGCAUUGGUUGUUGUUGAAUGCGGAGAGGUUUUGGAUUCGGCCGCCUUUGUUGCUGACUGUGUUUUUAGGGUUUACGAAGGAUCCGUAUCCGUAUGUGAGGAAAGUUGCUUUGGAUGGACUGUUUGGUCUGUGCAAGUCCAUUGUUGUUGAGGAUUGUACUCUGGUUGAGAGUUGCUAUUGCCGUGGUGUUGAGCUUCUGAGCGAUAUGGAGGAUUGUGUAAGAUCUUCAGCUGUUCGUGCGGUUGCUCAGUGGGGACAAUUACUUGUGGCAUUGAACCAUGACGAUAAUAAGAGAGAUUUGUCAAAUGCAUUAUUUAUCCAGGUAUUAUUUAAAGUACUAUGUUAAUUAGGUAUGAGAACAUAGGUGAAAUUUCAUUUUGUGAAAUCAAUUUGUG
Camellia sinensis is the source of this 949-nucleotide messenger RNA. The record is from RefSeq and is a predicted model, not a curated record. Lineage: Eukaryota; Viridiplantae; Streptophyta; Magnoliopsida; Ericales; Theaceae.